Molecule: messenger RNA, 9907 nt
Organism: Porites evermanni
Lineage: Eukaryota; Metazoa; Cnidaria; Anthozoa; Scleractinia; Poritidae
Source: the annotation of a GenBank genome assembly
GGAGAUUGUGCAAGCUGUUGCCAAGGUGAAUGGAGUCAAUGUUUAACUAUCUGUGAGGAUAUGGUGCAAUGUUCUGAUUGUACUGAAGAGAAAGAGACUUGUAUUGGUAAUUGUCCAGGAAGCUGUUCUCUAAACCGCGCAGCAUCAAUAUCGUCGUCAUCACUUCGUAGAGCGUUUGCAAAGGUCAACAACCUUAAAAUGCACAAGUUCCAAAGAAGACUAAGAAAGUUUGUGAAAAGGCUGAACAGGGGUCAGUUUUCUUGAGAAUGCAACCUAGUGCGAAUCAACUAAAUACGACAAAUGCAGAACGAAGAAUUCGUCAUUAGCUUAAAUACGAAAAAAGAGGAUUGAUUGAGUCAAGAGCUGCUGACCGAAAAACGCUUUUCUAACUGACUGCUCCAGUUACAGACUUUGUGGACAUUUUUGAACGUCCGAUCACCAAUAAACUCCGUUUACAAAUAACCCGGCCUGGUUGCUUAAAGUCAGUAAGUAUGACCCAUCGUUCAAAAUUAAAAGUAUCUGUGUAUUUUACAUAAAGGUUCCAAAACUCAGAGCAAAUUGUUUACGCAAAUAAAGAGUUGUUACGUGUUCCCAAGCCAAGGAUUUGUAAAUUGCGGGGAGGUUCUGAUCCGUGACGGAACCAACAAAAUAUUCGAUUAUUUUGAAAUUGUUGCUCUGAGGUUUGGAGAAUUUGCGAGUUAAAUGUCUUCGCCAGAGCCAAGAGAUGAAAAUCCUUUCAGUAUGGUAAAUAAGACCAAAGUAUGAGUUUGUUUGUUUUAAUUUCUCACCCACAAACCUUUCCGUUACUAACCAAACCUCAUUUACAGUAUAUUGGUGUUGAAUUAAGAGCGAUUCCAACGAAGUACUCGAUUAGUUUUAAAUUAUUGCUCUAAGUUUUGGAGUGCUUGUCAAAUGUCCUCGCCAGAGCCUGGAGAUAAAAAUCCUUUCAGUAUGGUGGUAAGACCAAAGUUUGAGUUUCUUUGUUUUCGAAAACAAAAUUGAUGAAAAAGUUUAUCUUUCUGUUGCAAAAGGUUAAGUGAACUGUAGGCACAUAUUUUCUCUAGUCUUACUUAUAUUUUGUAUGGAAGCUGGUUAGCCUUGAAACAUGGAAUUGAAAAGAAUUGACAACUACCAGGCACUUUCUAAAAGACUCGGUAUAUAUAAAACAAUAAUGAGUAUUUCAAUUAUCCUCUCUCAGGGAAAUAGUAUUUGAAAUGAAAUGUAUGUAUUGAGGAGAGGAUGUAUGAAACAUUAAGGGCUAGGCCAAACGUCAGACUUUUCAUGUGAGACGAACAAAACUCUAAUUUGGGUCGAUCUAAAUAAGACACUGAAGUUAUCAAAAUAUAUUGAUCACCGAAAAUAAAUUGUAGUUAAUCAACAACUCUUGUUGAGCUUUAUCCUAUGUCCAGUGAUUUUCACGUGUAAGAUGCAACCUCUUCAUUGUUUAUUCGAACAAGCACAUGGCACUUAGCCUCCCACGCAGGGGUUUUUAAGGGAGCUCGUAUUUUUCGCUAAAAACGCAUGGCACUCUGCUCCCAUGAGAAAUAGUCUUUGGUGUUCUUACAGAUAAUUACUUAUAUGUAUAGAGUGUUUUCGUGGCCAGCAUCCGAUUGGAACAAAAGAAAGCGUUUGCAUAAGAAAAGAGUUAACUACCAGAGGAUUGGUUUGGGAUACCAACAUGGCCGAAGUUUCAUUGUUUUGGGACACCAAUAUGGCCACCGUGACGUCAUGUGAAAACACUCUAUCGCCCUUACAAAGUGUAAAAAAGAAUGCGAUAUUGUUUAAAUUAUUCUGGUACAAGGUUUUUGUUCACUGAAAGUUGAAAUUACUCAAUGUCCUGGUUAACCGAUUGUUAUUUUAUAGUAUCGAUUAUGGUCACUAGAUUUACCGUUUGCAUUACAGGAAGUGAAGUAAAAUUAUCAAAGAAAUCCGGGGAAAUCGAUUUUGGUUCGAGUUGGCGCGAGGAUCUAGUUAGCGAGGGUUCGGGUUAUCGGGAGUCGACUGUAGUUUGAUUGAGUAGCCUCCUCAGUGAAAUGCAUACAAACAUCCUUGCUCGCAACGGUCCAAGGGGUUGGUGGCCGGUGAGACACGCAUGGGUCCUGCUUAUAGAGAAUCGAGGUAACGUGACACCAGUAAAAAAAGAAAACAAGACAUUAAAGACAUGGCAAAUUACUGUCAUGUAGAGCACCUACAUUUCCCUUUUGAGGUAUUUUUCACUACCUAAAGCAGUUCUCAGGUGUUCGUUGGCGGUUUCUAAAGUGUUCGUUGCCCGUCCUUCUUAGAGAGAUGUUCGUCUCAUAGGGAUUAUAUUUAUAGCAAAAUGACUGAAAAGAAGCAGGGACCAACACCAGGUGUCCGUCUUAGAGAAGUGUCCGUCUUAAAGAGGUGUCCGUCGAGAGAGAGAUGACUGUACUUUGUAGCGGGUCGUUCUCCCACCAUGUCAAAUUGUAGUUUUUUCUGUAUUCAGAGGAUUUCCACCCGGGUGGUUUGUGUAAUGGUAAGUACACUCGAUCAUGUUUACAGUCGCUUCUCAUAAUUAAACAAGACCAACAACAGUGACACACUCGCCGGCGCCUCGUGUGACACUUUUUUUCUAUUUACCACAUACAGUGUAUUUUGACGUUAUCUGUGAUCUAUUAUACUAAAUAGAGGCAUGGCAACAUGGAAUGGAUCGGUUAAAUACAUCAACAAGAAACGAGUCAUUCUACCUAAAACGACACUGGUUUAAUGCGAGCUGUCCGGUUUUGAGCAAACAAAAACACGCUUGUGAACGCCAGAAUACAUGGCUCAAGAACAUCAUAAUGACACUCCUUCCUUGUAUUUUAGUUCUGUUGUAGUUAGAUCAUCAAAUUCCAAGGUUGUAACUGCCCUCUUUUUAACAUCUGGGUUAAACGUUUAAAAUUGACAUGAGUAUGGGUCGUCCUGGCAGGAUAUUACACAAUCUUCAUGAUCUGCAGUGCAGACUUCACACAUAAUUUUUGGUGCACACAUUGACAUACACUGUCGCCAACCAGAAAAACAGCAACGGCGGCAUUCAUCUGUUCGCGCAUCGACCGCGAAUUUGCAAGUUCCGCACAGUCCAGUGACAAUCAGCAAAAUGACGAAAAUGAUCUUGGUAUUCUGAAAUUUAUAGCGGGAAACAGCAUUUUUUCCUUAACACUAAGAAAUGGAGAAUCCUAUUUGUAGUGGCUGGUAUAGAAACAGGUUGGGAACGUCAGUGGACUACGGCGCGUGCAAAUCAGACAACUCAGUGGCUUGACCAACAUGGACCAAUGGAAGAGCGGCUAAUCAGUCACCGGAAGUCGCUUUUUGUCUUUUUCGCACGCCUUCCCGUCGUCAACUGACUUUCUGAUUCUGUUGCUAAAUCAGCAAACACUAAUAAUUUUUAAUUAUAAUAAAGGCAAGGAUAUGAGGUAAUCCAGGAAUUACAACUACUGUUAGCUUUUUUGUUCUGAAUGUACAAAUGAAAAUGAAAAAAUAUUUGAGUAAAGUGGCCGGUUUAAAUGAACAGAAGACAAAAUAGCUCUGAUAAAAUGUACAGCUUAAGUUUAAGUCUCAUUCUGUUUUUCCUCUUCAGCUGUUGUUUUCCGCCGGCAUUCUACAAUUUUCUUCAUCGUCAGCGAAUGUGGAAUGUUAACGUAAUGUCGAAAGAAUUUUAUUCAAAUGGUCACCACGUAAGCUGAGCUUGCGUCGCAAACCCAAUUUAUCCUCGCCUUAGUAACAUCUGCGAAGUAUCGCUAAGACCCUAACGGACUUAAUUUAAUCCUGAAGUGCAUUUCGAAUUUCCUUUCAUCCUUAUUGGCAAAUCAACAAUGGCUUUUUUUAACCGCCAAUCAUGACGCGUACUCAAAUCCCGGUACACAGGUGGGAGCCCGGAAAAAGAAUACCUUCACUGUUUCGCAGACGGACUUAACCUGAGAUUAGUUUCGUCUGCGGCGCAGACUACGACAUAGGAGACUGAAAACGAGAUAGGAUAAAAGUUAUUAAAACACUUCCGGUGCACCGUUAAACCAAGUGUCUCAUCUGAAAAUAAGAGGGUAGUACGUUUUGAACACUGAAAAAAACCUAAAAGCGCUUAUUCAAAGUCAAACUUAACUUGCUCACUAGUUCAACAUAUGUUUGAACGAAGUCCGAGUUCCUUUUGCUUUGCGCUGGAGAUAUCGAGACUAAAAGCUAUUUAUCAUCUCUUCGGUUCUAUUAAACAUUUCAACGAAAUUUAUUUUAGGGUUGAUGGUUUCAUUUCUUUUCCUCUUACUUAUUUUUUUUAUAUGGUAGACCUCAUUGCUACUUAAUUUUGCGGAUCAAUAAUUUCGCGAUUAAAAUACUAAUCCUCGCAAAAUAUAAAUAUACAAAAACGCGAAAUUUAACAACAACAACAAUAACUACACAUAGAGGAUAUGUAUCGAUGAAUACAAAUUUAAAACUAUUGAAUGGUUUUUACUGAUAAGUUCCAUUGUUUUGUUUUCUGCUGGGAAACAAAGCUUUUACAUAUGGAGAUGAGAAUCUCCUUUUAAAAAAGGUUCCAACAGAGUUCCGACUUUUUUUUAUAAUGCCUGAAUCGCGAAAUUUAAUGCCCUAUUUAUGAUAUUUGCCCGAAUGAAAUCACAAAUUAAAGUAAAACGCCGCGAAAUACUGUCUUGCCAAAAGCAUACGCGUGAAAUUAAGUACCAAUUUAGAGAUGUAAUGAUAGACGGUUACGGAGAACAAUGCUAUAGUAAAGGGUAGAAAAGACUUACCGACAUGUUCCUUCCAAACGUUACUGCAAAAUAAAGAGGAGUUUGAUUAUAUCAAGUUUCCUGCUCAAUGGCUUAAUUGGAAAUGGACUUUUUUAUAAAUGUCUUUUUGACGCUGAGGCAUUGGGACACUGACAGUCAACCAUCAUGAAGUGCGGUUUUGUGGCGGUUUAACUAUAGCAGUUGCCAUGGUUUCAAAAUAUAACAUUGCUUUGUUCAACAGCUGAAAAUGUUGUGCUAGAAAUUUCAACUGAAGAAUAAGAGGUGAUUAGUUUACUUGACUGGCUGUUGAGAAGAUCACCCUUCCUUCCAGGAAACAAUAGUAAAAAAAAAAGUUUGAAUUAUUCAUUUACUUUCAAGAAAUAAAAUGAGUGAAAUAUCAGCAAAAAUAUGUCUAGAUAUUUUUGUUUUGAACAAUGCUGUUGAAUUUUCUCGACCCGCAGCUCCUCCCUUGUCUCAGAAAAGGCGUUACGGCGUCGUGAGUAUUUGUUUUUUCUGACCCUGUUUUCGUAAAAUUUCUCAGACUAAGAAUGUAAGAAGAUAGGGAAGCAGUAAUAAACACAAUCUGGUUUGCCAAGGUCAUAUUUUAAUAACCUAAACUAUUAGUUCGGAAAAAACAUAUGGAAAGCCAGGAUUAUAUAACUUGUUUUAGUAUUUCAUCAGCUGGUGGCAAUUAAAAUCUAACUUCACUCAUCAGAUGACGUGCUUCACUAUGAAACAAAAGGCACUAUAUUUCAAGCCAUACUUCAAAGUUUUUAAUCAAAAGAUUUUAUUGAUACGAGAAUUAUGACGAAUCUUCUCUUUAUAAACCGUCGACUGCCUGAAUGACUGGGACGUCUCGAUGCUGAUGAUAGCUCGAGCUCAAUUAUUAUCAUUUUUAGAAACUAACUGUUUUUGUUUUCUAUUAAUUUGCAUUUUUAUCUCUUGCGAUACUUCCAUUUGAUUAUGUAAGACAUUUUUUUGAUGCUUUCUUAUUAUUAUGAAUGAUAAUAAUAUUGUCAUUUAUUGAUUUGUUGAUUUAUGUUUGGUUGGUGACAAUGAGUUUCUAAUGAAGAGCACUGGUUAGCUCAGUUAGGAGAGCGCCGAUAUGCUGAGCGGUCUGCUGAGCGAGAGGUCACGAAUUCAAACCCCGGCCGGACCAACACCCAGGUUCUGCCUUUGUAAUGACAUCUGCAAACGCUUAGACUUUCUAGUCUCCUCUGAUAAGCACGAAAACGAAAAACCGUAGGUCCUGUCUCACAGAACUUUCACUUAUCUGGUUUGUGGGACGUAAAAGAACCAACACCUCUGUUCAAAAAGAGUAGUGGACGUAGACCCCGGUGGGUACGGCCAACCUUUCCCGGGCUGGAUGGGUUAUUAUCUUGAUAUAGAUGAUCCUCCCUCAGGUGUCGUAAAGGCUACCUGUAAACAGUGUAUGUGAGCAGAAGAUCUGGUCAAUCUGAGCAAAAAUGAGUAAGAACGAUAAGAAAGAGCACCAAAAGCAGUAAGGUCUUAAACUAUGAAAUGAAUUUAAACGUAAAGCAUAAUAAACGUUUACUUUCCUCAGCUUUUUGGUUUUUGUAUUUUGGUUCUUUUUUGUUUUGUUUUUAUUAUUUCGUUUUUUUUGUUAGGAUUGAAAGCUGGUUAGUCAAAAUUUAGUAGAUAGGAACCAAUGUGCGUUUUACGAGGUUGUCUGUUUGAUCGCCUAAGAUGGGAAAUGGAAUCGUGACAAGGGAGCAACUGAGCUAACUAUUGGUUGUACACGAACUCCUCUAAAGUACAGACGUGUUUAACACUCGGCCACUCUCAUGAUCAUUUCAAUAGAGAAAGAAUAAUAGGAAUUCAAUGCUUUAAGACAUAAAACGGUAAAAACGAACGAUAAAAUCCGACGUUUCAGAGUAGUCAUGACUCCAUUAUCAAGGAAUUUUUUUUUAAUCAUGCAAAGCGAUGUGACGCGAAAAUUAACAUAACAGGGUGCGAAGAUUAUUCUUUCGCACGAAUAGAGUCUGAUAGCACGUUGAAAUUUGUCUUUAAGGUUCUUAUGAAAAGCAUUUCGCACCUAAACAGUCAAAUUUGUUCCUGCAUUUCUUAAGCACUUCGAGACGUUUUAGCAGGUCCUAAGACCGUCCCAUGCAUGUUCUUGUAAUGUUUGGCAGUGGCGGAGGACUUUUGUUAGCCCUUAAACAUUAUGUCGCCGGACUUUCUUAUAACUGUGUGUCUUCUCUAAAGGUUCAGGAUUUUCCUCUGUUUUAUUUGACAAUACAACUACUGAUUUCAAUUCAUUCUUUGAGAAGGAGUGAAUCAUUGCCAACCAUAGAAAUUAUCAAGCGACACACGUGGUGAUUUCUUGAUCUCCUGAUCUUGCAGCCUGUGUUUCUGGAUCAAAGAGGGAAUAAUUAGAGACCUAACUAGAUUCUAGGACGAGAACGACUACGAAGAGCGAGGAGAAACGGAUGUUUUCGCAGGCUACGGGAAACUCCAUUGCACUUCUUUCUCAUCAAAAAAAUUAGCACCGUUAUGUUUACUUAAUACGUGGUCUGUACGAAGUUUUUGUUAUUUUAAGGUAGCCGUGGCGCCUGGGGUAAACGUUCCAUCUCAAAUGCAGUCGUCUUUUCCCCCUUAGGGAUCAAUUUUUUCCUGUAGACAUACUGCCAACAGAUCACUUCUUUGCGUCGUUCCAUUGCAGGUCAGCCACUUUGAUUUUGGAUUCAAAAAUAAUUAUGAAAUUCUUGCCGAGGAAUCUAUUACUCCCUUUUCCGCAAAUCUUAAUAUACCGUUUCCGUAGAGCUUAUAAGCAAAGAAUUUAUUAAACAAAUGCACCUGGUUACGGACCGCAUGAAUCAAAAUAUUUUGUUGCAACUGGAUUAUGUUGUAGCUUAUAGGAUUCGUUGCUAACGGCGUUUCACGUAAGAACUAACCAUAUCGAUGACAGAAGGUCAAAUACAUGUCACAAAUUAAUUGAAAAUAAUAUGUGAAAUUCUUUUGCCAAAAAACAUGUGCGAUGCGAAAGGUCUGAUAUUUGUGGCCUAUUUCUCCUUUUCGAUUUCUUUUCACAUAAUGCAGCAUCUUGCGAAAUCGAGAUUUAUGAAAUUUUUAGUACGUUAGCAAGAAAAAGUGCAAAAAAUACUGACGUGAGACAACAACGAAACCUCAAUAGAGUAUGUUUAUUUGUUGCUGAAAUAUUUCACCCACUGAUCAACUACUCGUGGGUUGUUGAAUCAAGUGUUCUACGUAGGCAAAGAUAUCAAAAUAUUUUCCGCAGUCCAGGUUUUCUUUAAUAUUUCCUUUAAUAAGAGGCAAUAAAACGAAAGGACGGCACAGAAAUUAAAAAAUAAUUUUGUUUUUGAAGAGAAACUGAUGGAAUUAUUCUUCCGAAAGGAUUUUUCGGGAAGUGGUCUGACUUUGAGUAUUUGUUUUGGUUUACAGAUGGAAGGGCGCCGGCAUUAAUUCUACAUAGCUAUGGCAUAAUUUAAGGAAACACAAAAAAAUGCUUCUUGAAUUGGCUUCCGGAAAAGCCUAAAUAUGGCGCCGAAAUUGCAAAAGGUUAUCAUAAUUACGUACUCGGGCCCACACCUUGCCAACUUCAGUGAAAUGUAUAAAAGCCAACGUCUGUAACCUAGUUGCUAACAGAUCAGAAAAUCUGCAUUGAGCAGCAAGAGGUGAAAGGCUAGAAUCUGCAGUAACAACACUAACCAGGAACAAUCAUGGUAAGAAUUUCUUGUGCUUCUCUUAAGGCGCUUAUACCCUUAAUUUUUGCAUGCAUUGUUGAAGUUGAUUAUAAACUGCAUUUUGGACGGAACUAUCCAACGAUAACAACAUAAAAAGUCUUUAUUUAUCUUCAGUAAAACUUGGACAGAUUUUGAUAACUUUCUCAACUUGUUUUUAUGAGGAAAUUGUGGUGGAUAUAUCUUAUUAUCUUACCACUUAUUGACGAUUAUGCAUCUAUAUGUAACAUGCAUUUUUAGCCGGCUUAAUUAAAUUCGAACCGAUUAAAGCUACAAAAGACCGACUAUAAACUAGUACUAAUUGAUCGAGCCUCUCUGACUGUACCACCCUGUAGUUGCUGAAUGGGGCUAAAGUCCAAGAGAAUCUUAAAAUCACUAGUAACGAAUUGAAGAUCGAGCCGUAAUCGCAUUCUUUACUAGGUGACUUUUCAGAGACGGGCGGAUUAACCUCGGACGUACAAGAAUCCCCCCGGCCCCCCAUAAGGUUUUUUUGAGUUUUUUCCUAGAGGAUAGAACAUCCGCAACUGACGAUCUCAGUAGCUGUUCGUUCAUCCCUCUCGCAGAUUUUGAGAAGAGUUUAGUGAUGGUAAGUUACUAUAGUUACGAGAUAUGACGUCAUAAAAUGAGGUGGUCAAGCAAAUUUUUGGUGAAAAUACAUGUUUUUUCAACUUCUUUCAACAAUAAAAGUAAAUCUUGUGGCUAAAAUCUUGCAAAGUGUUUAUUUAUGUGUUAUUUUUCAUGUAAAGCAUAAAAAAUUACCAUUUCUCGCGGUUUUAACCUGACAUUUCCAAUUCUUGUUAAAAUCCAAGAUGGCGGCCAAGAUGACGACCAUUGCUGGUGACGUCACAGGCCUCAAGCAGCUCCACCAGUCAUAAAAUAUACCUCAUCUUGUUAAGAAGAUCAAAGGCUUUCCACUAAAGGCAAAAUCGUUUUAAAAUACUCCAACAUAUCAAAAACUCCGGGGAGGGGUUCCAUCCAUCUACCCUCCUGUACCACGGUGGUGGUAUGAAUUUGCUUGUACGUCCGAGGGUUAACUAAUUAAACCUCGAUCUGGCCAAAACGGUCUCAAGUAGCCGGUUCGUUAUCCGCGGGUAAAAAGGAUAUGCUUGAAUUAUUGCUAUCCUUAGCUUACGCGAUUGUAAGUAACAAAACAUAGCCGGUCUCUGAUUCUUGAAGACGUAAGGAAAAUGAACCGGCGGACGAACUUAUGAACCAAUUUAUUGUUUUCUCCAGGCCGCAAAGACAGAUAUCACCGUAGUUUCACUAGUCGUAAUGGUGUUUACAGCCAGCAUGGUUGCUGUUCAAGCCAUCCCAAGGCCCAAUCUCGACAGUACCGCCGUGUGUGUCAGCUGCUGUCAUUCUCAAUGGAAAGCCUGCAUGUCGCAAUGUCAGCCAAUCAGCAGUUGUAUUGAUUGCAGUAUGGCAUAUGGCAAUUGCACGCUGGAAUGUCCUGGUUCGUGCCAGAUUUGA